Molecule: messenger RNA, 517 nt
Organism: Caenorhabditis elegans
Lineage: Eukaryota; Metazoa; Nematoda; Chromadorea; Rhabditida; Rhabditidae
Gene: heh-1
Product: Putative protein heh-1
Exons: 2
Coding region: 2-466 (154 amino acids)
Biological process (GO): intracellular cholesterol transport; sterol transport
Cellular component (GO): extracellular region
Molecular function (GO): sterol binding
Source: RefSeq, marked reviewed
UAUGAAGACCGUAAUUUUCCUGGCAUUGCUUGGCCUGGCCGCCGCCGAGUUCAUUGAGAUCGGCUACAAGGUGUGCAAAUCCGACGGUACCGUAUCCCAAGUAAAAGCCGACGGAUGUGAGCUCACAGUGAAGGACGGGAAGAAAGUUUGCCUGUUCAAGAAAGGAAGCCGGCCAAUUAUUCAAAUCGCGUUCAAACCAAGCAAGGACACCGACAAACUGAAGACCUCCGUGCGCGCUAAGGUUGGCGGCAGUGCUAUGGUUGACUUCCCACAAACUAACUCGGAUGCUUGUACUUAUGGUGUAAAAUGCCCAGUUUCCGCCGGCGAAAAUCAAAUCUUCGAACAAUCGAUCUCGAUCACCGAGAAUCAUCCAGCAGGGGAAGUUAUUCAAGUCAAUUGGCAGCUUACUCGUCCCGAUUCUGGAAAAGAAGUCUGCAUUAUUUUCUUGGCUGAAAUUAAGGAAUAGAUUAUUGAUUUUAUUGUAUACUUCUGAUAAUAAAGAGACUUGGAGCAUUUU